AGUGUUUGAAUGGCGGAGUCUGCCAAAACUCAGUGUGUAACUGUACUAUAGGCUACUUUGGAGACUUUUGUCAGCACAGCUCUGUUGUGCCAUUGAUCCGGCCGAUGCGCAUCUACCAAACUGGCGGCAAUAACAAGGAGGGAACCACUGUCUACUAUGUUUGUGAGACCAACUCCACCCUGGUGGAGGGCACCCCGCUGUGGUACUACUCCAGGAGCGUCGGGGGCCAGGUCGAGUUUGUUGAGAAUGCUCAAGGCCGCUUUUCACAGCAGAUAAUUAGACCCAAUACCACACUGUUCAUUGGCCGUGAUCUGAGGGUGUUUGACUCAGAUCAAUUCCGCUGUUCUGUGCCCAGUGGGCUUACCCUGACACUAUCUCUCUUGGUUCAAGCCUCUCAGUGCGUGCCGGGCUGCCUCAACGGUGGUACCUGUCAUGGCAACAUGUGCAUGUGCCCUGCCGAAUACACGGGAGACUUCUGUGAGACCAGAUUGAGCUAUUGCCCCAUCAGAUGUCUGAAUGGAGGUUACUGUGACAACGGCAACUGCGUGUGCCAAGAGGGGUACGCCGGUAACUUCUGCCAGAUAGCAGUUAGCGAUGAAUUCAUCAUACGUCUCAGUUUCCCCUCCACCCAGCGACCUACUCUUGGUACCACCCUCUCUAUCAUCUGUGAGGUCUUCGAGUCCCCCACAGCUGCUGAAGCGGUGAGGGGGACACCCCUUUUGGCGCAGUGGGAGGUUCCGGACCCAGUCAGUCCGCAGCUUUUGCCCGGCAUUCCAGUAGACGGGGUCAUCAGCCCAGCUGUUGGGGAUAUUCAAGUCAGGCAACUCUCCCCGUCGGCGUCCCUCCUCACCAUCACCAACUUUCAGCCGGUGUACACUGGCAGCUACAACUGCUCCACUGGCACUCGCACAGUCACGUACUAUCUGAGUGUUGAAUGUGCACCUCCUUGUCUGAACGAAGGCGCCUGCGUGAACGGUAGGUGUCAGUGCUAUCCAGGCUACACCGGCGAUCGCUGCGAAACACCCCCUUCAGAAAUGCUGAACAAAGACUGCCGCUAUGCCUGCGCCAACAAUGGCACCUGUGAUGAGGGGGUGUGCCUCUGCCUGAAUGGCUUCAGAGGAGACUGGUGCGAAAUCGAUUUCCGAGCACUCACUAAUGACCCCUGUGGCUGUCUGAAUGGAGGAACCUGCGAGCAGGGAGAGUGCCGCUGCCCGCCUGGCUUUUCAGGGGCACAAUGUGAAAGAGAAGAUGGAAUCUGCAAUCCACCUUGCCAGAAUGGUGGAAGCUGCUUAGAUGGCGUCUGCCACUGUGACCUCGGAUACGUAGGCUUCUACUGCGAGUUUAGAGCUUGUAUUGUACCAUGCAUCAAUGGUGACUGCAUUGAAGGAGUGUGCCUCUGUGAUCCCGGCUUCACUGGGGAACAGUGCAACUUACAUGAAUGCACAGUAGAAUGCUUGAACGGCGGUGUGUGCUACAAUGGGACGUGCUCGUGCUUGCAAGGGUUCACAGGAGAGCAGUGCCAAGAAGUCGACUGUCUGUUCCCUUGUUUGAAUGGAGCGACCUGCGUGGAAGGCUUGUGUCAGUGUGCCCUUGGAUUCGCUGGUGAUCAGUGUGACGAACUGGCUUGUAUUCUGCCUUGCAUCAAUGGCGAUUGCAUCGAAGGGGAGUGCAUAUGUUACCUUGGCUAUGAGGGCGAGCAGUGUGAUGUGCUCAGUUGCCAACCGGAAUGCGUGAAUGGUGGGCUGUGCGUGGAUGGUGUUUGUGUUUGUCUGCAAGGCUACGAUGGGCUUAACUGUGAAACUGAAGUGCCAUACAUCGAGAUCAUACCUGAGCAGUCGGUUGUACGCUAUGGCAUGCAGUUGUCAUGGCGAUGCAUCUACCAUUUUGGCACACAGUCUCCUUUCUGGCGGAACCCCAACCAGCGAUUUGUUCAGCUCGCCCAGUCGUUGAUUCGUGGUGAUCUUGGUCUGAGCAAUGUCUUUGCAGAGCGCAUCUCCGUCAAUGAGACCAGGCUCGUCAUUGUCGAUUUUCGGCCAGGCGAUUCUGGGGUCUACUCUUGUGGGACCUUUGAGGAGCGAGAGACAAUACUGAUUGAAGCAACUGCCACGACGACCUCUGCCCCUACUUCCCCAAGCAUCACCGUGACCAUCCCACCCUCCCAGACCAGCAACUGCGUGCCCUUCAACAGCUCCAUCUGUCGGGGUCUGCCCUACCAGCAAGCUCUCUUCCCUACCUCCUUUGCCCAGGAUGCAGCGGGUGCCGAGCUGGUUGCCUCAGCCAUGUCUGCGGAGCUGGCUGACUGCGGCAAAUCACCCAAGGUCGUCCUCUGCUACCUCUUCUUCCAGCCCUGUGAGGGCGGGCCCGAGCCCCCCGACCGCCUCUGCCGAGAGAUCUGCCAGGCUGUCCAGCACGAGUGCAAGGCCUACAUGCGGGAGGUGCUGACUUACCUGGCCGACCAGGCCGAGCAGUUCCUGGGGGUGUGCGGGACACUGCCCUUGGAGGAGUCCCAGCCUAGCUGCAUCAAGAGCCUGAAGAAACAGCCGCCCACACUGUCAAAGUGUGAUGGUAUGUGCGAGAAUGGAGGAACCUGCCUCAAUGACAAGUGCGUCUGUGAGCCAGACUUCACAGGAGAAAUGUGCGAAUACCCAGUGGGCACCCCGCCGGAGUACGAUGUGGUCAUCACGCCUAUACCCCCUGGAUACCCAGAGGUCACCAGCAACUUGACCGUCAUGUGUGAGGUCAUCAACAGCAAUAUCCUGGCCUUCCCAAUUUGGUUUGGGCCUGACAACCAGAACAUCCCUCAAAAACAGCCAGGUGACAGCAACCAGCGAAUCUAUAUUGACCCGCAUUCGCCCACAGCGUCCAAACUCAUAAUUCUGGGAGUGCAGCCCUCGGAUCAGGGCACCUACAGGUGCAUUGUGGGCCAGCAGUCAGUACCCCACACUGUGAUUCUGAAAUUCCCGGACUGCUACAGCCAACCCUGCUUGAAUGGCGGAGUGUGCAUCCAAGGCAAAUGCCAGUGUCCCUACGGUUUUACUGGGUUGAGCUGUGAAAACAGUAAUGUGAGAUACAUCAUCAGCAUUACACCAGAGACAAUCGACUUCCCAGUGACGGGCUCUAAUUUGACCUUCCUCUGUGAGGUCACCGGCCUGUAUCCUAGCAACCCCAUCUGGCUGAAUGCCAAUGGCAGAAACAUCGGCGGCAAAACUGGAGGGGGUAGCAAUCGUGUCUUCGUUCAGGAGACAUCCCCCACUGAGACGGUGCUGAAUAUCUUCAACCUCCAGCCACAGGACUCUGGCGUGUAUGUGUGUGUUGUUGAAAAGCAAUACACUUACGUCAACAUCACUGUCCGAUUUCCUGAACUUGCGUGCCCUCUUCCGUGUCUCAAUGGAGGUUACUGUGUCUUUGGGGAAUGUCAGUGCCCGCCAGACUAUGAAGGCCAACAGUGUCAAUCCCUUGUUCCACCGUCAUUCAGCCUAAUCAUUACCCCAGCCCCCAAUCAGACGCCGGUCGUAGGGGGCAAUCUGGUUUUCCUCUGUGAGAUGACUCGGAGAAGUAACACCAGCUCACCCUUCUGGGUGGCACCGGACGGCCGGGUGGUCACAUCUCGAAACUCUGAGAGAGGAGAUGGGAUCCACGUUGUAUUUCUGGGCAGGACUGCAGUCCGAUUGGUCAUCACGAACUUGAGGGAGAGGGACGAGGGGAUCUACAGCUGCAUUGCUGGCCCCAUUGAAGCCACCGUCAACAUCACCGUCUUUGAGCCACAGUGUGAGCGUCCUUGUUUGUACGGCAGUGCUUGCAUCCGGGGCUCAUGUCUGUGCCCUUACGGAUUGGAGGGAGAGGCCUGUGAGAUCCAAGUUCCCGGAACAGAGUGUGACCUGCCCUGUGCCAAUGAUGGGCUCUGCGUUAACAACCAGUGCUUCUGCAAGGAGGGCUACCUGGGUGAACUCUGCCAGAUAUUUGUGGGUGGCACUUUCAACAUCACCGUGGUAACCAUCGAUGACCUGGUGCCAGUUUCCAGUGGUGAUGUGCAGAUUGUGUGUGCUGUGGAGGGAGAUGGGGUAUUUCCCCCGCCCAUGUGGAUCAACCCAAGAGGCUUCACCAUCGCACCUAUCGGAGAGGGCGGUUCCCAACACAUGAAUGUGGAGAUGCCACAGCCUGGAACGACAUUGCUGAACAUCAAUGACAUUACCACGGAGGAUGAGGGAACAUACACCUGCAUUGUUGGGGAGUAUAUCAAUACAUACAUCUUCAGAAUUGGUGUCUCUGACCAGUGCGAUUACCCAUGCGCCAAUGGAGGCACUUGUGUGGAAGGCCUCUGUCUGUGUCCUCUGGGUUACCUGGGAAGGUUCUGUGAGGUCUACAUACCAGUGGCUGAGUGCAAGCUGCCUUGCCAGAAUGGUGGUGUGUGUCGCAACGGGAUAUGCUACUGCCCAAUAGGCUACACCGAACCGUCAUGCAAUGUCAAAGUUGGCGUCGGCUACUUCCUGUACAUUGUGUCCAACCUCCAACGGCCACCACUGACAGGUGAAGAGCUGAGAGUGACCUGCAAGUUCGUCGGCGGCCAGAGAAUGGACCGGCCCGAGUGGACCGACCCUAAUAAUUUACCCAUCCCAACUAACGAAGGCGGACUGCAGCGUGUGUACGUGCAGUACCUGAACGCCACGGCCACUCAGCUGAUCUUCCAAAACGUCCAACCCAGAGACCUGGGCACCUACACCUGCAACGUUGGCGACACCACCAACACAUUCACAAACACAUUCAGUGUCACAGUCUCUGAGCCAGAGUGCAGUCCGUUGUGUCAAAAUGGGGGAACCUGCAGAGCUGAUGGCUGCCAGUGCACCGAAGACUUCACCGGCGUCUUCUGCCAAACACCAGUGUUGCACAAGUGUGACGGGCUGUGCUUGAACGGUGGUGUCUGCGUUGCUGGAAACUGCCGCUGUGUGGAUGGUUUCACUGGGGCCAACUGUGAAAGACCAGUGGUAGUUGGUUGCAGACAACCUUGUGCUAAUGGUGGCCUGUGCAUCAACAGUGCAUGUCUCUGCCAGCCAGGAUUCAGCGGGGAAUUCUGCCAAGAAACAGAUUCAGAUUGCAUACCCAUCUGUGAGAAUGGAGGGAGCUGCUCUGAUGGGGUCUGCGUGUGUGCCGACAAGUACACUGGGGACACCUGCAACAUCAGGGUUGAUGAGGAUCUCAUCCUGACUGUCGUCCCGAGCACCCUGACACCGCCCUCUGUCGGCGAUGACAUCAGAGUUAGCUGUGAGUUCUUAGGGAGCUCGAACAACCCUCAGCCAUUCUGGACUGCACCUGAUGGUCACCAGAUCGAGUAUGUCCUACCAGAGCUCAUUGGCACCAGACGGGUAGGCAGCAUCGCCAAUUCCAGCAGCACCACCAGCCUGUUCAUCAACGAUGUCCGUGUCACAGACACAGGGACAUACACCUGCUUCGUGGGACCAGUCACCAACACUUACACAAUCUUAUUUUACGAUUUCAACUGUGAUCCGGUGUGUCGCAAUGGAGGAUUUUGUUCCCUGGGAACGUGCCAGUGCCCAAAGGGGUACAGAGGCACCGCCUGUGAACUUCAAGUUGUUGGAGAUGAGUGCCGUCCACGCUGUGAGAACCAAGGGGUGUGUAAGAAUGGGAUGUGCGAGUGCGGACCGCAGCAUGAUGGCCAGCACUGUGAAACAACAGUUGGCGACGGGUACUUCCUAACCAUCAGUAACCAACCCUAUGAGCCACUGAGGAGAGGGCAAGACCUCACCGUGACCUGUGAGUUUGUCGGAGAAGGAGAGCAGGCUGCCCAACCGGCCUGGCGCGACCCGAACGGAAUACUCAUUCGGCCGUCUGUGAGAGAUGACAGUGGCAGCCUCAUCCGCACCAGAGCAAUCUCACCACUGAAGACCGAGCUGACCAUCAGCAACAUUCAGCCGACUGACUCGGGCAUUUACACGUGCCACGUGGGAUCCAGCGUCAACACGCUGACAAUUGAUUUUGGAGAUGGCGGGUGUGCUCAGCCUUGCAUGAACGGAGGAACCUGCAUUGGCGGAGUUUGUGAGUGUCCUGACGGCUUCAGUGGGGAGAGGUGUGACACACCAGUGGUUGAGUGUGUCAUCCCAUGUGAGAAUAAUGGUCAGUGCUUGAAUGGCAUCUGCGUCUGCUCAGAAGGAUACUUCGGCAACCUUUGUGAAGUAGCAGUUGGAGAUGGGUUGACAAUCCACAUCAUCAAGGAUUCCCUGGGACCCCAUCAGACUGGACAGGAUGUCAUUGUGACCUGUGAAUACACCAGCGACGUCGGCCAAGAGUUCCAGCCACAGUGGAUCGACAGGAGCGGACGCAGCAUCAGCCCAAACACACUGGGGCGGUUAAGGACGCUCAUUGUUUCCCCGACAUCUACUCAGCUGACUAUAUCCGGCAUCCAGGAGUCAGACUCGGGGGUAUACGCAUGUGUUGUGGGAACAGAAGUCAACACCUACACGCUCACCAUACAUGACGUUGAAGUGCAGUGUGCCUUGGAUUGCCUGAAUGGUGGCGUAUGCGUGCGGGGAACCUGUGAAUGCCCAGAGCAAUAUGGUGGCGCUUACUGCGAAUUUGAACUGACACCUUGUGACUUUCCAUGUGCUAAUGGCGGUAUCUGCAUUGAAGGCGUGUGCUCCUGCGUUGAUGGUUUCCAAGGCGAAUUCUGCCAGACAUAUGUGAUACCAGAAACCGAUAUCAUCAUCACCAUCACUCUGCAAGAGAAUGCCCUGCCCGCCAUUGGCCAGAGCUUCUACUUGGUAUGCGAGAUUGCCAAUAGCACCGCCUACCCUCAGCCAGUCUGGAUCACACCCUCUGGAAACCCUGUUCCCAGUGAAGAAGAAGGGGGACCACAGUCAUCCCAUCAUAUGAUGACUGAGGACAUCUCCCCGACAGCCACGAAGCUGAUCCUGAACAGACUCAUGAGAGAGGACUCGGGAACUUACACCUGCCUUAUUGGUCCUCACAGGGACUCCAUCCCACUCAUCAUCUACAAGAUUCCAUGUUCACCAGCCUGCCAGAAUGGGGGAACCUGCGAUGACGGAGUGUGCCUGUGUCCAACUGGCUUCACCGGUGACCACUGUCAAGAAAGGGAGCAACAACAACUGACUAUUCGCAUUACACCCAGCAUGCAAGAGCUCCCUCAUGUAGGCGACCGCCUGCGUGUCACCUGUGAGAUCAUUGGCACCAACGAGUUCAGCCCUCCUGAGUGGCAGACACCGGAUGGUGCUGUCAUCCCGGAAUUCGUAAUUGCUUCCGGCCAGCGCGUCGGUGUGCAGUACAUAACCUCAACCGCCACCAACUUGGUCAUCAACAGCGUCCGCCCGGCCGACGCCGGCCGGUACACCUGCAACAUUGGUCCGCUGCAGGGCUUCUUUGAGGUGAGGGUGGAGCGGCCGCCGAAUUGCGAGGUGGUGUGCGAGAACAUGGGGGUAUGCCUGGGUCGAGAGUGCCAGUGCCCAGAGGAGUUUGCUGGGCCCCGCUGCGAGAUACGAAGGGGAGCCGACUACACCAUUGUCAUCACGCCGCCCCCCAACCCAGUCCUUGUGCCGGGCGUGCAUGAAAUCAGCUACUUAUGCGAGAUAGAGAGCCUCCGCAACCUACCCCGGCCAGAAUGGGCCGCUCCAUCCGGAUCGCUGAUUGCACCCAUUGAGCAGAUCGGCAGCAUUGGACGGCUGGGAGUGGAGUACAUCGAUAGCCGCUCUACACGGUUGAUCAUCCGAGACCUGAUGGUGGAAGAUAGCGGCAUGUACACCUGCUACAUCGGGACCCUCACCAACACUGUCAUGAUCACUGUGCAAGUGCCUUCCUGCUUGCCUCCAUGCCUCAAUGGCGGCCAGUGUAGCAACGGUGCAUGUGAAUGCCCACCAGAAUUCACUGGACCCCAGUGCCAGACGCCGGCCCUCCCUUGCCCCCAGCCGUGCAUUAAUGGUGGGGAGUGUGUGAACAGGGCCUGCGUUUGCCCAGCAGGAUUCCUGGGCUCCCGAUGCGAAAUUCCUGGUUUUAAUGUGAAACUCCACCCUGUCGGAGAAGUGGUUCCAGUGAUUGGGCGGACCAUCAGCUUCCUGUGUCAAAUCACCGGUCAAGUCCUGCCAGACAUUCGACCAAGAUGGCGGAAGGAGAAUGCGGAGAUACGGCCCCAGUCGGAAGCCAGUGCAGGUCGCGUGUUCACGUCCUAUGUCAGCCCCUCCGCCACCCAGCUCACCAUUCAAGGCAUGCAGUCCUCCGAUGCCGGAUCCUACAUCUGUGACGUGGGCCCUGUCAUUGCCACCUUCAGGAUAGAAGUCCAGGAGUUGCCGUGUCCUCAGGAAUGCCAGAAUGGGGGAACCUGCGUGAACGGUGUUUGCCAGUGUCCAGAGGGCUACUCAGGGACUGCGUGCCAAGCCGAAGGUCCGCAAAACAUUCGGAUCCAGAUUGUACCCAUCCGCCCGGGAGUCCCAAGAAUCGGAGAAGACAUUGCUUUCACCUGCAUCAUCCUUGGCCCAACUCCGUUCCUCAAUCCAACCUGGAAGACACCUGGCGGACAACCCGUGGCUCGCAGGAACGCCCUGGGUGGUUCAAAUGCUCGUUUAUCAGAAGAGGCAUUGACCUCCACAGCCACCACGCUGUUCAUCAACAGCGUGUCCUACGAUGACGCUGGUAUCUACGUGUGCAUGGUGGGGCCGGUCAUGGCCAACUUCUCCUUAGAAGUUGCUGGCCUCGAGUGUCGGCCCAGCUGUCAAAAUGGCGGAACCUGCCUGGAUGGUAUCUGCACCUGCCCACCAGAAUUCACUGGCCACUACUGCCAAACACCAGUUCCUGAGAAGGUGACAGUCAACAUACGCCAAAUUGGCAACGAAAUACCAAGCCCUGGCUCCUCACUGCAGUUUGAAUGUGUCAGCAUGGGAAAUAGUGAUCCAAGGAGUGCACCAAUAUGGAGAAACCCUGCUGGACAGAGGGUCCUCCCACUAGGACAAGGUGGGUCUCAACACCUGUAUGUUCGCCAGUCCUCUCCUUCGGCCGUAGUCCUGGUCAUCAAUAACGUAAAUGCGACCGAUGCCGGCAAGUACGAGUGCGCUGUGGGCAACGUGGUAGCAUCCCUCAUAAUCAGAAUCAGCAGCAUUGGCUCAGCUCAGUGUUUUCCGUCCUGCCAGAAUGGAGGGAGCUGUGUUGAAGGAGUGUGCCUCUGCCUCGAGGGUUACAUCGGGGGGUACUGCCAGAUAGCAGUGCAAACACCCCACUUUGACAUCCAGAUCCUUUUGGACCCAGACCAGCCCCAGCAGCUGGUCAUUGGAGAUGACCUCCAGCUGACCUGUCAGAUCCCAGAAGACAGCCCCCUCACCAAUCCACAGUGGUACACCCCAGACGGUCAGCGAGUCUUUUCGAUUGGACAAGGCGGCUCAGACAAGUUGCAUGUUGAGCUGCAAUCCGUGCACCAGACUGUACUAACCAUCAUGAAUGUCCAAGCAAGUGAUAGUGGCACCUACACCUGCUCGGUUGGUCCGCACAGGGCAACGUUCAUCGUUGACGUAAGCACGUUUGACAUCCGCAUCCAGCCCCCACCAACAGAAGUUCCUCGGAUUGGCUACAACAUCACAUUCAUCUGCGAGGUGUCUGAGAGAGCUGGCUACAGGAACCCAUCAUGGCUGGGCCCUAGCGGGCAACAGAUAUACCCAGCCGGACAAGACUUUGGCAGCAGCAGUCGUGUUUUUGUCCGGGAGUUGUCGUAUCUCGCAUCGGAGCUCAUUAUCCUUGACUUGCAGCUCAGCGAUGAAGGCAUCUACACGUGCGCUGUUGGUCCCCUCAGCACGACCCAAGAGGUCUUUAUUGAAGUGGGUUGCAGCCGGCCUUGCUUCAAUGGUGGACGGUGUGUCAGCAGCACCUGUGAAUGUCCAAACAACUAUCGGGGAGAACAGUGUGAAAUACCAUUCGGUUUUGACAUCCGGAUUGUCAUCCCCGAAAACCUCAUGCCAAUGGUUGGCGAUGAUGUGAGCUUCACGUGUGAAGUGGGGUAUGAAAGCAGGUUCCGUAAUCCAGUGUGGAGGAACAGUAGUGGACAGCGAGUCUUCACAAAAGAGCAAGGAGGAAGUGAGCAUCUUAGUGUGGUCAUCAUCAAUGAGUACAGCACCCGACUGGUCAUCUCGGGACUUAGCACCUCGGACUCCGGCACCUAUGUCUGCACAGCUGGUCCUCUCUACAGGGACCUAACCCUCCAAAUCCAAGGUCGUCCUUGUGAUCCCCCUUGCUCUAACAGUGGCACGUGUGUGGAUGGUUUGUGUCAGUGCCCAGACAACUAUGUUGGCACCCAGUGUGAAACCUUUGUUCCGCCAUUCAACAUUCGAAUCCUGCCCCUUGAGAACCCGUCUCCGUCCUUCGGCGACAACCUGACCAUAGACUGUGUGGUGCAUCCGUCAGGGUUUUACAGGAAUCCAAUAUGGCGUGGUCCAGAUGGGAGACAGAUCAACACUAUGGCCCGGGGGGGGACCAUGCGGCUGCACACCGAGCAAACCAGUCCAUUCAGCACCAGACUUGUGAUUGAGAUGGUGAGCGAAGAGGACCGGGGCAACUACCAAUGCCAAGCCGGACCCUUCUCAGCCCAACUGGUGAUCAACAUACCAGUUCAAGAGUGCAUUCCACCGUGCAUCAAUGGCGGCCGAUGUGUGAAUGGCAAGUGUAGAUGCCCCCCCAGUUGGACAGGCAACAGAUGCCAGACGCCAGAUGUGGUUUUCCCAAUCCGCAUCAUCCGACCCGACGAGACACCUCGCCUUGGAGGCAAUUUCAGUGUACUGUGCGAGGUUCCACUUAACAGCCAGUACACCAUGCCCAUAUGGCUGGAUGCCAGCAGGCAGAUGGUGCCCAAGAGUACACAAGGUCACCUGUACGCAGUUGCUGAGUCGGAUCACCUAACUAGGCUCUACUUCACUGGGGUCCGGCGUUCUGACAGGGGAACAUACACCUGUGUCACUGGUCCUCUGUCGGUAGACUUCACCAUUAACAUUCCAGGUGGCAACAUUGACUGCAUUUCACCUUGCCUCAAUGGCGGAAGUUGCAUCAAUCAGCAGUGUGUGUGUCCACAGGACUACACCGGAGACCAGUGCCAGACCAAAGAGGAUGUACUCGUCAUCAUUCCUGACACCCUUACUCCUCGUAUUGGCCAAGACAUCAGCUUCCUCUGUGAGAUCCCGGCCGAGCGACCCUUCCGGAAUCCCACCUGGCUGAGCCCGGACAACAUCAUCAUCGAUUCCUACAUGCCGGGUCGCAAUGAGCAUAUGUUUGUUGCUGUGGAGUCACCCCGAUCAACCAGACUGUACAUCCGAGGACUGACACCCAGUGACUCAGGGCAAUACACAUGCAGUGCCGGCCCACACUCCUCAGAAUUCAACAUUGUUGUUACUGUUCCGCAAUGUGAGAACGAAUGCUUGAACGGAGGCCAAUGUGUCCUUGGUCAGUGCCAGUGUUUAGAUGGUUUCACUGGUGAACAGUGCGAGACAAAUGUUCCAGAUAACAGGAUGCGUAUUGUGGGUCCAGAUGUCCUCUUUCCCGUCGUGGGCCAGAAUCUAGAGUUCCUCUGUGAGGUCCCCCCGACCAGUGAGUUCCAGAUGCCCGUAUGGCUGGACAAGAAUGGCGAGAUUAUUCCCAAGGCAACGGAAGGCCACCUGUAUGCAGUGGCUGAAAAUGACCACUCCACCCGCCUUGUCUUCAGUGGUCUACUUCUAGAAGAUUCUGGUUCCUAUCGAUGUGUCACUGGUACUCUAUCAUCGAGGAUAAAUCUGCAAGUCACUGGUCUGGACCGUUGGAUUGUCGUCUCCCCAAAUAAAGUCCCCACUGUGCCAAGCAUCGGUGAUAACCUGAGGAUCAUAUGCGAGGUGGCGGAAGACAGUCCGUACACCAACCCCAAGUGGCUUGGACCAGACAAUGAAGAAGUGCGUCCCCUGGGAUCUAUUGGUGUUGGCCGAAUCGGAGUUCAGAAUGUUACUGCUACAUCAGCCACUCUGGUCAUCGACGGCUUGCAAGCAGAGGAUGCUGGGACGUAUACCUGCGUGACUGGUCCCCUGCAGUACAUCUACAGGGUGUCUCCAACAUUGGAUUGCAGUGCCAAUCCCUGCCGCAAUGACGCAGACUGCCAAGACGGCAAGUGUGUCUGUCAGUUUGGUUUCACCGGCUUCCUCUGUGAAUCUUUGGUGGAGUGCCCUCAGGAGUGUCAGAAUGGAGGCAGCUGCAUGGGAGGAGAAUGUCUGUGUCCCAACGGAUACGACGGAGAUUACUGCGAAACAGAAAAUCCCCAAGCAUUUAUCAUCCGCGUGACCAAGACCAACCCCGAGGUGCCCAUUGUAGGUGGCAACUUAGUCCUCCUGUGUGAGGUGGGUCCCAACAGUCGCUUCCAGAGACCCGUGUGGCAGGACCCCCAGGGUAGAGAUAUUGGCUCUCGGACCGACGGUGCAACCCGCGUGUACACUGUCAACCCUGAUCCAACGUCCAGCCACCUCUACAUCUCAGGCCUGUCACUGGAGGACGCUGGGACGUACACCUGCUCAGCUGGGCCACUGAAGUACAACUACAAUGUUGUCGUCCUGGCUGUUGAGUGCAACCCACCGUGCAUCAACGGAGGCUCCUGCACAGUCAGUGGCUGCCGCUGUCCACCAGGAUACAUUGGUCAACAGUGCCAGGAGAUUGAUCCCAACUACCUACAGGUGGAUGUGCCAGCCAUCGACCCUGUCUACGGAGGCGACUUUUCCCUGCUGUGUGUCCUGCCUGAGGGCAGCCCCUUGAGCAGCCUUCGACCAUACUGGGUGGACCCACUCAACCGUCCCAUCCCUCCCAUCGAACAAGGAGGCACUGUGGAACUCAGCACCGAACAGGUGACGCCACAGAGCUCACGUCUCAUCUUCAGGAACCUGCAAGUGACUACAUCAGGCACCUACACCUGUGUAGCAGGACCGAUUAGAUACCGAUACGACCUGCUAGUUGAGUUGCCAUCCUGCUUCCCGGAAUGCAAGAACGGAGGUGCUUGCGUUGGUGAUGUCUGUAUUUGCCCAAUUGGCCUCACAGGGGAAGCGUGCGAAGAUAUCGUUGAGGGGUUUGUCGUGGUGCAGAAUCCAGACAUCGACCCACCGGUCGUGGGCGACACCAUCAAGUUCGUCUGUGAGGUUCCCGCAUCCAGCACGUACGGCCAGCCUAUGUGGCUCAGCCCCGAUGGAGACCAGAUCACCCUGUUGCAAGGUGAGAAUGAUAAUAUGGGGACCGAGAUCAUGUCUCCGUACUCCACUAGCCUCCUCUUCAGGGACAUCCGGCUGGAGGACGCUGGCACCUACAUUUGCAAAGUGGGACCAAUUCGACAGGGCUUCAACGUCACUGUCACAGAUAUACCGUGCGAGCCAGUCUGUCAGAAUGGAGGAAUGUGCAUCACCGGUAUCUGCCAGUGUCCAGCCAACUACAUCGGGCCGAGGUGCAACAUACCAGUUGGUGUCUUCCUGACCAUCCGACGCCCACCCAAACCAAUCUUUGAUGUUGGUGAAGAUGUCAUCCUGACCUGUGAAGUGUCAGAGAACAGCCCCUUUGAAAACCCUGUGUGGCUAGACCAAUUUGACGCUGAGAUCGAUGAAGGCAUUCUGAACGAAGUGAUUGGGACACGCAACGUCAACCCAUUUACCACCCAGCUGAUCAUCCAUAACAUUCAGCUCAAUGACCGAGGAGACUACACCUGCAUGGUUGGGCCCAUACGGCAGACGGUGACGCUGCUGGUGCAAGGGGAAGAGAUCCGCUGUCCCAUUGCUUGCAUGAAUGGAGGCACCUGUGUAAAUCAAGUGUGUCUGUGCCCUGAGGAUUGGUAUGGUACGGAGUGCCAAACACCAGUGGGUGGGUUUAUUCAAAUCGUCCAGCCCCCCGGACAGGUGAUUGGCAUGGGCCUGGACGUUGCCUUCCUCUGCCAGGUUGUUGAGGGCGACCAUUUUGUCAUCAAUCCUGAGUGGCAGUACCGCAGCACCAGGAUCGCUGAGGCUACCGAAGGUGAAGUUAAUCGUGUCUUUGUUGAGAAGGUAUCUCCACUGGUCACUCAGCUGGUCAUCCGGGAUCUGACCAUUGACGAUUUGGGCGACUAUUACUGCUUUGCGAGACCACUGUCAUUAUCAUUUGAGUUGACUGUCUCAGAUUGUGAGCCACCGUGUAUGAAUGGAGGCAGCUGCGUGGGUGGCCGUUGUGUGUGUCUGGAAGGAUUGACUGGUGUCCUAUGCGAAACACCAGUGGAUGGCUUUGUGGUGAUUGAUGUCCCGGAGGACCAAGUACCAGUGAUUGGUGGACAGGUGGUGUAUGUCUGUGAGGUGCCUGAAUCCAACCCCUUUGGGCCACCAAUGUGGGUCACAGCGCAAGGCCGAGCUGUGCAGCCAGCUACUGCAGGCUCCAUCGUGCGUGUCAGCUCCAGCCAAGUCACAGGGUUCAGUACGGCGCUUUUCAUCAACAACUUGCAGGUAGAGGACCUGGCUGGCUAUACCUGCAUCGUUGGGCCCAUCCGACACCCACUGAUCAUCGACCUGCCCGCGGAUAUAUGCACGCCCCCCUGCCUAAAUGGUGGAACCUGUGUCGAAGGUCAAUGCGUAUGUCCUGCAGGACUGAAUGGAACCCAGUGUGAAAUGAUGGAAACUGGCUUUAUUGUUGUGAGCCCACCAAAAGGCCAGGUCCCUUUUGUGGGUCUCAACAUCACUUUCAUAUGCCUGGUACCUGAGGGCAACAUCUAUAGCAACCCAGUGUGGCUGCUGCCCACCGGCGAGGAGGUUCCAUUUGGUGGUGGAGCUGCAUCCAGUCGGGUUUACUCAGACAUUGUGUCUCCGGAGGCCACCAGCCUGAAUUUCAUCCGCCUGCAGCUGCAAGACUCAGGCACCUACACGUGCAAAGUGGGACCGGUGCAGUUCUCAUACAGUGUCGUUGCCGUCGUGCCCGAGUGUGACCCACCGUGCCGUUACGGAGGAACCUGCUCCAAUGGAGUCUGUCAGUGUCCGUUUGGCUUUAAGGGCCGAUACUGCGAAUUCAUUGAUUUCUCAAUUGAGAUUGAACAGCCACCAGAGCAGAAUCCCGAGAUUGGCAGUGACGCCGAGUUCACCUGCGUCAUCGACAGCCGGAGUCCCUACACCAACCCCGUCUGGUUCAACCGAGAUGGACUGCCGAUUACCACUGCUGGGGAAGGCUCCCCCGGUGGUUCCACUCGUGUCUACACCGAGCCGCUGGAUGAGUUCUCGACCCGCAUGGUUCUCAGGGACCUUGAGAUCAGCGAUAGCGGCACCUACAUGUGCAGCGUGGGGCCAAUCCGGUCAACCUUCACCUUCUUUGUCAGACAGCCCAACUGUGGCUUAGGUUGCUUCAAUGGAGGCAGCUGCGUAGCGGGUGCCUGCCAGUGCCCCGAAGGCUUCACUGGAAACUACUGCGAAGUUCUGGUGCAACAGCCUUUUAUUAUCAAGAUCGAUGGCUCUGACGAUCAACCCAACGCAGGCGACAGUAUCAGCUUCGUCUGCAGUGUCCCCGGCGGCAGUAACUACGGCAACCCCAUCUGGCUGGAUACCAACGGUGAUGUCAUUGUCAAUCAGAAUGAAGAUGGAGGGUCCCUAAGACAGUUUGCUGAGCCGCUGUCGGCAAGCGCUACCCGGCUCGUCUUCAACCAGAUACAGGAAGCAGAUGCUGGCAACUACAGCUGUAUUGUGGGACUGAAUCGGGCCAUCCUGUACAUCAGUGUCCGAGCCUCUGAAUGUCGCACCCCCUGUGCCAAUGGAGGGACCUGCAUCCAGGGAUCCUGCGUCUGCCCAAGUGAUUACGUUGGCGGGUUCUGCCAAAAUAUCAUCAGCCAGGAAUACCAGUUCCGCAUCCGCAUUCAGAAGGGUCAGAACCCAGUUGUCGGCGACAACAUGCGCAUCCUGUGCGAGAUACGGGGUUCCAGUCCCUACAGGGACCCACAGUGGAUCGACCCCAGGGGGAACGUCAUUUACUCCAAGGAGCUGGGUGGAUCUGACACCCUGUACACUCGACAGUCGGCUACCAACAGCAAAUUGUACAUUCAAGGAGUGACCCUAGCUGAUGCUGGUACAUACACUUGCCAAGUGGGCCCACUCACCACAGAGAUAACCAUCAUGCCAAGAAGAGAGACUUGUGUCGGUCCAUGCUUAAAUGGAGGAGUUUGCCAGGACGGGGUUUGCCGAUGCGCCAUGGGGUAUGCCGGAGAAUCCUGUGAGAUUCCAGUGGAUCUGUCCGGCGAUGGCUUGACUAUUACCAUCACGCCCAGCAUCGACAGGGAACCAAGACGAGGAGAGAAUGUAACAUACAGAUGCGAAAUUCAGGAAAACGAGAUCUACAUGAAACCAGUGUGGAGGGAUGAGGCCGGCAAUAUCAUCGAUGUGGCUCUACCAGGUCAGGAACGGUACACGGAACCAGUGAACACCUUUGUGAAUGAACUGACGAUCCUCGACAUAUCCCCGGAGCACCAGGGAGUCUAUAGUUGCUCCGUAGGCCCUAUAACAAGUUUCUACCCAGUCACAGUAGCAGCUGCUGGUUGUAUACCUGAUUGCAUCAAUGAUGGGGCCUGCAUCAAUGAGGCCUGUCUCUGCCCUGAUGGCUACUCCGGGGACUUCUGCCAAAUAGAGACUUUCCGUCCGUUUGACCUGAACGUCACCGUUGGCACAAACUACAAUCCAGUCGUAGGGGGUGAAGUCUCAUACCUCUGCGAGGCAGUCGGGACCCAUGCCCUAGAGAACCCCACCUGGUACAACCAGUAUGGAGUGCCCAUUGGAGAACAGGAUGAAGUGUUCAGUCGUAUUUACACCACUAACGUGUCAAGCUUUGCUCAGAGACUCGUCAUCAAAGACAUCAACGAGAUAGAUGCUGGAAUCUACACAUGUGAAGCUGGUCCCAGGAGAACAAGCAUUGUCCUCUCCGUGUACGUCCCGGAGUGUCUCCAGGAAUGCCAGAAUGGAGGGUCAUGCGUAGAAGGAAUGUGCGUAUGUCCAGAGCGUAUUGUUGGACAGUUCUGCGAAUACUCUUUGGACCGGGAUUUCCGUAUCUACCUGAGGCCAAGCACUCCAGAUGGCCCUGGGGUGGGCGGCAGCUACAGCAUAGAGUGUGACAUUGUUGGACCGGUGAGGAUUGGAACCCCAGAGUGGACUGGACCAGGAGGACAGCGGGUCAGGGGACUAGGACUGGGAGGUACAGGACACAAAUAUGCUGAUUACCUGAACCCCAGAACAACAGCCCUCAUUGUCAAUGGCGUCAUUGAGAGCGACGAAGGACCUUACCGGUGCACUGUUGGACCCCUCAGUGCCGAGUUCAACAUCACUCUAGCCCCCACUUGUGACAGAGGCUGCAUGCAUGGCGGUGUCUGCCGGAAUGGCGUGUGCGACUGCCCUGAACCAUUCACUGGAGAUUACUGCGACAGCAUAGAGGAAGGAUGCAACUCACUUCGCCUGUGCUACAACGGAGGCACCUGCAACAACAAGAAGUGCAUCUGUACUGCUGACUACCAAGGAGACUUCUGCCAGUACUCCAUUGAUGAUGAAACGACAUUGCGGAUAGAACUGGGUCGCGGCGACAUUCCGGAAGUCGGCGAGAAUGUGACCUUCAUGUGCAUCACCAGUGGCCCGGAUGCUCCCAUCAACCCUGAGUGGGUAAUGAGAACUGGCGAAGUCAUUUUGUCACUUGAGGACGGCGGUGACCUACAUCGACAUGUGCGUCGCCUGUCACCGACCCAAGUCCAACUGGUUCUAAUUGACCUGAUCUUUGAAGACAUUGACACGUAUUCCUGCCGCGCUGGGCCUCUGCGGAAGUCAGUCUCUCUGGUUGUCAGAACUCCACCCUGUGAACCAGAGUGUGUCAACGGGUUCUGCCUGAACACCAAAUGCAUAUGCCUGGACGGUUUCACUGGCGAGGCAUGCCAUAUUAGAAUUUCAGAGUGCGAUCCUCCCUGCUUAAAUGGCGGCAUGUGUGAGAACAGACUUUGUCUCUGCCCACGAGGAUUUUAUGGAGAGCUCUGUGAGAACAUCCAAGAGCUUCCUGUUGCCAUUACGAUCAGACCGGAGCAGGAUCAGAUAACCUACGUUGGGGAGAACUCAGCAUUCCUGUGCUACACAGAAGGUGACGGUGCCCCGUCAGCUCUCAUCUGGAGGGACCCAAGUGGACAGAUCAUACAGCCAGGAGUACCAGGUGGUAUUUCACGGGUCUUUGUGGAGUUGAUCAAUGAGACCGCCAGCCGACUCGUCAUCAAUUUCUUGUCUGAAGAGGACGCGGGACUCUACAACUGUGCCGCAGGGCCUCUGAACAGCUCAGUCAUCAUAACCCUGUAUGAGCACCCAUGUCCUCUGAUGUGUGCCAACGAGGGAACUUGCAUUCAGGGACGGUGUCGGUGCCCGGGGGAAUUCAUUGGAAAGUACUGUGAGAUCAGAGUGAGUCAGACCGGGUCCAUUGCCAUCGUUCCCAACAUCAAGCACAAUCCCAUGGUCGGGGAGGACCUGGAAUUCCUGUGUCGCACGGCGGGGAGAAUCCCAUCCAGGAACCCGGUCUGGAGGUUCCCCAAUGGCAAGGUCGUCAGAUCAGUUGAUAAAGGCUCAACCAAUGACCGUGUGUAUGCUGAGCGCAACCCGCCAUACCAGAACACCCUGGUCAUUCACAAUUUUACCGAAGCUGAUGUAGGGACUUACCAGUGCCGGGCAGGCCCCCUCACAACAUCGUUCACCCUUGUGCUAGCUGAGCGAAUCUGCGAUCCGCCUUGCUUCAACGGAGGCACCUGUGAGAAGUCCCAGUGCGUCUGCCCCGAGGGAUUCACUGGAAACUAUUGCCAGAUCAAAGACUGUCAGCCACCUUGCCUGAAUGGUGGCGAGUGUGUUGGCGAGGUGUGCAAAUGUCCACCGGGCUGGGCCGGAAGGGACUGCGGGCAGGAAGAAGACGUGGCCCUGCAGAUCACUCAAACUACUGAGUUUGUCCCGACCAUUGGGAGCACAGUCAUCUACGUCUGCUACACCAAUGAGAGCCAGGUUACCAACUCGCCAGUGUGGGUGUACCCUGACGGCCGGGAGAUACCGGUGGGAGACCCUGGUGACGGGACUCGCAUCUUUGUGGAGACCAUCUCCGUGGCUGCUAGUCAGUUGAUCAUCACCAGCCUGCAGGAAGAGGACAUUGGAACCUAUUCUUGCUCAGCCGGACCCCUCAUCGCUUCAGUUGUCAUCACCAUGAACCCCUCUGAUAACUCUUGCCAUGGUGAAUGCCUGAAUGGCGGGGUGUGCAACAAUGAGGUCUGUUUCUGCCCACCUGCCUACACUGGAGAGUUCUGCCAGCUCGUUGAUUUGGAGUGUCGUUACCCAUGUGAAAAUGGAGGAUCCUGCAUCAGCGGCAUCUGUGUGUGCAUGGCUGAGUUUGAAGGAGUGUCGUGCGAAAUAAAGAAGCGAGGUUGUGCACAAGAAUGUCAGAAUGGAGGCAUUUGUCUGAGUGGACAGUGUCGCUGCCAGCCAGGGUUUGCGGGAGACUUCUGUGAAAAAAGACCCAUCCAAUGUGAGCCCCCGUGCAUGAAUGGUGGCAUCUGUGUGCGUGGCCAGUGUUACUGUGCUGAAGGCUUUAAAGGCGACUCAUGUGAAUUGAUAGUGGAUUUAUCACCGCAGAUCAUCAUCAACCCAUUCUCUGGCCAGGUCCUGGCCCUGGGUGAGGAUGUCAACUUCCUGUGCCGGCUGCACAGCAUGGAUCAGGAGCCGGGGACCUUACCGGUCUGGGUGGGCCCAGAGGGGAACGCCAUCGGCAAAAUUGGAUUUGGAGGAGAUUUGCACAAGUAUGUUGAAGUACUGCCAGAGUCUGUCGUCAACCUUAUUAUCAACGACUUCACCUUGGACGAUGCAGGGAACUAUACUUGCAUCUCUGGGCCCUUAUCAGGAAUGGUGUACCUGACAACACUACCGGAAGAUUGCGAGGGCUUGUGUCUCAAUGGUGGCAUUUGUGUCAAUGGCAUCUGUGAGUGUGCCGAGGGAUUUCAAGGGGAACAGUGCGAGUUCUCACUGGGCGGUGGACUUUGCAGCCCGGCUUGUGAGAACGGAGCAACGUGUGAGCAAGGCGUGUGCCUCUGUGCCAUUGGGUUCACCGGUGAAACCUGUGGCAUUGAAAUGACAUGUAACCCAGCCUGUGAGAACAAUGCCAUCUGCCAACGUGGGAUCUGCAUGUGCCCUGUGGGCUUCACUGGACCCUCCUGCACCGAAGAUAUCAAUGAGUGUGCCAUCAACCCACUGAUCUGCCCGACCUACGGCUGCAUCAACACCAUUGGCAGCUACAAGUGUGCCUGCCCACCAGGCUAUGAGUUUGGCCCCGAUGACGUGUGCCAAGAUAUCGACGAGUGUAAGAUAGAGCAUGCUUGUGCACAUCGGUGCAUCAACACCAUUGGCUCCUAUCUGUGUGCGUGCCAUGAAGGAUUCAUUGUGGAUUCCGACGGGAAGACUUGCGUCGGACCUGCAGGCUGCUUGUACCAGAAUGUCCUCUACCCAGCUGGGACGAGUUGGACUAUCGAUGGUUGCUCCCAGUGCACCUGUGACAUGGGCGUCACUCAGUGUACAGAGUGUCCCCCACAAGAUAACGAGGACUGCAUGUACAAGGGCAUCCUGUACCGUCACCUCACCAACUGGACGUCACUCUUCAAUGCCUGUGAACACUGCUUUUGCAACAACAGCAACGUCCAGUGCAUGGAGGAGAUAUGCGAUGAGCUGUGCACCCACCCUGUGCCCAGGGCCGGCGUGUGCUGCCACGAAUGCACAGAUUGUCUGAGCGAGGGCACUUUGAUUCGAAAUAACCAGUACUUCACACCAUCCAGCAGUAAUUGUACAGUCUGCAGAUGUGAGAAUGGCAAUGUGAAGUGCUCCAAUCUGACUUGUCCAGAAAUCACCUGCAGCAAGCCAACAGAGGGACCAUGCUGCCUCACAUGCGAAGAUACGUGUGUGUAUGAAGGGAAUGAGUACGGUCAUGGUGAGACCUUUAUCCCAGAGUCUCCCAAGUGCAGCAUCUGUACUUGCCUGAGAGGUGCUGUGGAGUGUCAGUACAAGAGCUGUCCGGAACUAGACUGCCCAGCCGCCUCCCAGGUGCGCAUCAAGGGCCAGUGCUGCAGCACCUGCGUGGAGAUGCUGCCGGGCUGCGUGGAUAACCAACGGGAGUUCCACAGGACCGGUGACCAGUGGCAAGACCCCAUGGAUCUCUGCAGGACCUGCAGCUGCUCGGAGAGAGGUAGAAUACAGUGCUUCCGCACCGAGUGCAAUACACAGUGCCGUAACCCUGUCUCCAUUGCUGGACAGUGCUGCCCUGACUGCCAUGGCUGUGUUUUCAAUGGUGUCGGGCGUAGGAAUGGAGAGUCAUUCACCACCUUGAACUGUGAUCAGUGCGUGUGCAUAUACGGUGACGUGGUGUGCGAGCCAGCGAGCUGUAACACGGAAUGCUAUUAUCCGUACCAACCUCCAGGAGAGUGCUGUCCAAUAUGUCAAGAUUGCUUCUUUUUGAGCCAAAGGAUCAAGGAUGGCGAGACCACUCACCCUGCGCUGGACCCUUGCAGGACAUGCAUGUGCAGGAAAGGAAAUGUUCGGUGCACUCAUGCAGAACAGUGUCCGACAUUAGACUGCUCAGUAACAACAACAGUAGCUGGAGAAUGCUGCCCAAGAUGUGCAGAUGGCUUUUGCCGACUUCCUGGGGGUCAGACAUACGAGAGUGGAGAGAGUUGGUUCGACAGAGACGAUCCCUGCACAGAGUGCACAUGCUUUGAUCAAGUGGUGCGCUGCCUGCCGCUUCCUUGCCCGGACUCCAGCAACUGCACGCACGGCCUGAUCCUUGACGGCGAAUGCUGUGCUGACUGCAGCGUCUGCAUGUACCGUGAUAUCAUGUACAACAAUGAGGAAGUGUUCACACCGGAGAACAGUCCGUGUGAUACUUGCACCUGUAUGGACGGCAGCGUGAACUGUGUUAGUCGCGAGUGUCCACCGUUAGCAUGUCGGCGUUCUGUGGAUAUCUCUGGCCUUUGCUGCCCAGUGUGUGCGGUCUGCAUAGACCCCCUAGACAGCACAGAAUACACCCACGGCCAGACCUGGGUCGAUGAAAACAAUCCCUGCAGAACUUGUAUCUGUGCAGAUGGAGAGAUACGAUGCAGUGAAGUGACCUGCCUGGCAGACUGUAAGAAUGCAACUCAAGUGGACGGGCAGUGCUGUCCAACAUGCCAAGGGUGCGAUGUGAAUGGCCAGACAUUGCCUGUUGGGACGCCAGUCAAACCCGACGACAGCCAGUGCAUGGAGUGCGUGUGCGGCAGUGACGGCCAGCUGCAGUGCUUCGCGAUCCUUUGCCCCAAGCUCAACUGCAGACCAGAGCAAGUGGCGGUCACCGAGGGCUCCUGCUGCCCAUCAUGCGAAGCUAUGGUCCGAACCCAGCGUGUUUGUGAGAAUGAUGGCAUCCAGUACAGCAAUGGAACAACCUUUGACAUUGACCAGUGCACCACCUGCACCUGCAUUGAUGGUUACCUGGAUUGCCAGGUGGAGGAGUGCCCUGAGCGGCCCUGCAGUCAACACCAGCUGGUCAGGGUACCAGAUGAAUGCUGUCCUCUGUGCCUGGACCAGGACUGCCUGUUUGACAACAGGUUCUUGAUUAACGGGGAGUGGUUCCAGCCGGCUGGCGACAAGUGUACCAACUGCUCCUGUAACAAUGGUCAGGUUGAGUGCGCUCUGCUGCCAUGCCCAGCUCUGGACUGCCACCCAGAUGAGCAACACAAGGCAGAGGGUGACUGCUGCCCUCAGUGCACAGCCGGCAUGUGCCUAUACAAUGGUGAGCGGUAUUCCAGCAGCACAGCUUGGAGGAGUGGGUGUGACAUCUGUGUUUGCAUCAACGGAAAUGCAGUCUGUAGCCAGGAGGAAUGUGAACCAGUUACAUGCAAGGAGGGUGAUGAAAUCGGAAUCCCACCUGGAGCAUGUUGUGAACAGUGCUUGCCAAAGAUGGCCUCGUGCAUUGUCUUUGGUGAUCCCCAUUACCGGACAUUCGACGGCCGGUUCCACGACUUCCAGGGCACCUGCACCUACACGUUUGUCAAAGACUGCGUCGGGGAGAACUUUGAGGUCAUUGUCCAGAACAACGGCAAGGAGACCUACUCAGUGUCCUGGACCCAACUGGUGUCCUUCCGGCUCUUCAACUGGACCAUUGACCUGCUGCAGGAUAUGAAGGUCAAAGUUGAUGGUGCCUUCGUGGAGUUGCCAUACCUCCACGAGCCGGAAUUCAGCAUCCAGAAACUUGGAUUGCUGGUGGUUGUCCAUACAAACUUGGGAAUCACUGUGUCCUUUGAUGGCGAGCACUUUGCUGAAGUUGUAGCUGAUCAUCUCUGGAAGGGGCAGCUGUGCGGCCUCUGCGGUGACUAUAACGACAACCCAGAUGAUGACUUCAGAAGUAGAAAUGGCACAUACAUGACGACAGCCUCGGACUUUGGGAACACGUUCAUCUGCGGCGAUUACCCAGACUGCUCCUGUAGAGAGAGCCAAGAGCUGGAGCCAUGCGCCAAGGAUGAGAGCUAUCUGGUGGAGGCUGUGGAGAGAUGUGAAAUCCUGAAGGGUGAUGUUUUCUCACCGGCACAUCACCUGAUUGAUCCGCAACCUUUCUACGAUGCCUGCCUAUACGACUGGUGUGCCUGCCCUGCCCAGGACAAAUGCCUGUGCGAUGUACUCUCGGCAUACUCUCACGAAGCUAGGAAGAAAGGCGUCAGAUUAGACUGGCAGAGAGAAAAUUACUGUGCCAUUUCAUGUCCAGCCAGGGCCUAUUAUGACGAGUGCACUCCACCGUGUGAGAUCACAUGCGAGUCCCUCAACUCCCCCAACCCACCAGAAUGCACCCAAAAUGACUGUGUCCCUGGCUGCAAGUGUCCUGCCGGCAUGGUACUCCAUAACUUCCAGUGUAUAGAUAUAAGCAAUUGUCCCUAAGCCAUGCAGGGGCUAACUAUAUAUAGAAUAGCUUUUCAAGAAAUUAAACAGCUUUUGAAGUAAGCCUUUACCUCUGUGGAUGACUCUGUCGAGUAGAGCAUGUACCACAUGUUACAGGUGUUCCAAUAAAUGAAAAUAAUUGUUUUUUGGUUUGGCUCUUCAAUAUUUGGAAUAGGCUAUAAAUGCUUGAAGAAUUACCUCCUGUUGAGCCUGAAACUUAGAUAUAAUAAACCCAGUGUAAUUUUGUUCCUAAAACCAAUAGGGUUUGUUGAGGUAUAGUAAGUGGUUCUUUUAAGGUUGUAUGGGGGUGGGCCUGGAGUGGGGCAUCUUGUGUAAAAGUUCAAGUGGCAGUUACGAACGUGCCAUACAGAAUACUAGCAUAAUAGUCAGAUAUACGUGUAUGUGAAAGUAUGUGGCUGCGAGGACGGUGCUCUUUAACUUCCACUGAAUAGAAAUAAGUAUUGAGAGGUAUGAAUUAAUAAAACAUGUUAGAUAUCAUUUUCGAUUCACGGACAUGAGGAGAUUGUUUUUAAAAAUUUGGGAUGGUCCUCCAAAAUAUCCCUUGAAAAAUAGCAUUUGAAUUACAAAAUUUAUGACACAAGCUGGGAAACUACUGAAAGAUAGCGGUGCAGUAAUCAAGACAUGAGCAUUACCACACAACUGUCAACAUCGUCAGUGAUUAAUAAAACCAAUAUCUUCCAUUUGCAUUGUGUACUUUGUGAAAGUAUUCUAGUUGUAGCCACAGUGGGCUCGUAUUUGGGUACAGUUUCCAUUGAGUGCUUGUAAUUUUAGAAUAGAGAAUAUUUCAGCCUCUUGUAGAGCCUAGUAUUAAAUUUGCUCUGAAGUGUCGAUAUUUUUCAGUGUUUUUUUAUCUAUUUUAUAAAAUGUUGAUGCAAAUACAGGCAGUGGGUUGGAUAUCUUAUUGCCUGUUCAUUUGAAUUAUUCCUGAGAACCGUACAAGUGUAAACAAAUUAAAGAUACAUAUGGGGUUGUCAACCAGAAGAUAUUUCCUGUCACCACGUUUUGUGUACUGCUAAUUUUUUUUAUUCAUAGAAUAAACUGUAUGUUCGAUAUGUUCAUCUGUUUUAUACCUUUUUAUCUUGACUAUACGCAUGAGAACUUUGGAAAUGGAUUGACGCUUUGCCCUUCUAAAACCUGUGCGCAAUACCAUGGGGUCCAAAGCGUAAUACCAUUGGAUCCAAUGCGUAGUCAUUAUGGCAGCCGCGGUGUGCCAUUAAAGAAAUAUCCAUUUAUCCUCAAAUAAUCUCGCAUAAAAUUUUAUCCUGUAUAAUCUGUGGGAAUUUUUGAAAGGGCUAAAAGUUCCUGCUCACCAAGCAUACCUCGUGCUAUUUCUGAGAUAAUUGUACCAAGACAAGAACCCACUUCGGACAAGAGGCGCAAGUUUUAAUACCUAUUCAGUAUUUUAAGAACGUAGACGUAGCACAUCCCGAUUGUCGAAUAUGUGCUAUUAAGUGUAUGUGUUAAUAAUUUUCAUUUGUUUCCCCUGUAACUGCCUUCCAACUUAUGGUGCUGCAUAUGAAAAUAAUGCGAAGACUAGACUUAUUUAACUGUAUCAUUGUGUAACCGUGUGCUUUAUCUCAAAGGCUUUAUUUUGUUAAGCUGACAAAAUUUAAUAACUUUUACGGUAAUGGUAAAUAUUUUUAUUAGACCUUUUGUAUUUUGACUUGUGGCGCUUGUUCAGUGGUGCUUCCAGUAAGUUUUUAACCGUUUGAAAGAUUCUGCACGUGACAUCGUUCAGUGCCUUUUUAUUCUAAGGCAAAGUAUUUUCAUUAAUUUAAGUUUGUCACGGUUAUCUUUUUAAUCAACCAACAUUUAACAGAAUAAAAGAGGGCAGCGGAAGUUGA
Molecule: messenger RNA, 25789 nt
Organism: Acanthaster planci (crown-of-thorns starfish)
Lineage: Eukaryota; Metazoa; Echinodermata; Asteroidea; Valvatida; Acanthasteridae
Biological process (GO): anatomical structure development
Cellular component (GO): cell surface; extracellular region
Molecular function (GO): signaling receptor binding; calcium ion binding
Source: RefSeq, a predicted model, not a curated record